Messenger RNA from Penicillium odoratum, 1737 nucleotides. RefSeq names its product TAP-like protein-domain-containing protein. Lineage: Eukaryota; Fungi; Ascomycota; Eurotiomycetes; Eurotiales; Aspergillaceae. Bases 1 to 1737 code for a protein of 578 amino acids. The transcript has 4 exons. The record is from RefSeq and is a predicted model, not a curated record.
AUGUAUCUUGACAAAAAGGGUCACCAAGAAACCCAUACGCCAACAUCGAAUUUUAGGUUAUCGCGAUGGAAACACAAAGCUUUGCGACCUGUGGCUAUUAUCUCUACCCUAGCAAUCCUGUGGACUCAGUAUUUUCGAGACAAUCUCAGGGGCCUACAGACUAUCCAACCGGUAGCUGAUAGGGAAUUUCAGUGGGACUGCAUCACACCAGGCAAGCAACUCAUUUAUCACCCCUGCUACGAAAAUGGCGACUUCGAGUGUGCCCGUCUCGAGCUACCAAUGAACUACAAUGCCACGGACAGUGAAGGGGCAAAGAUCGCACUAGCAGUGAUUCGGCUUCCAGCAAGAGUUCCAGUCACAGAUGUGCGAUAUGGCGGUCCUGUUAUUCUGAAUCCCGGUGGACCUGGUGGGUCUGGCGUAUCCCUUGCCGUUACCAGGGGUAAGGCUAUUCAAAAAAUUAUUGAUUUUGAGACAUCUCCCGACCAUGCAGAUGCCCAAUCAUCCAGUGCAAAGUAUUUUGAUGUGAUUAGCUUUGAUCCAAGAGGAGUCAAAAAUACCACUCCUCAACUCUCUUGUUUUGUCAAUUCGGCAGCGCGAGACGCGUGGCAGCUUGAGUUGGAGGUAGAGGGGAAUUCUGGGAGCUCAGAUAUUGCAUUUGAUCACCUUUGGGCACGGGCAAAGGCCUUUAGCGAUACUUGCUCUACUCUGGAUGUUGAUGCUGGUGGUUCGGAAUGGAUAGGACGUUUCAUGAACACUCCGCCGGUGGUGGCAGAUAUGGUUGAACUUAUCGAGCGGCAUGGCGAGUGGCGUGAGAAGGAGAGUACCAGAUGUCUAGAUACUGGAGUGAAAUCUGAAGUUCAAGUGCAAAACACUCGGCGGAACAAGUGGCAGAAGGGAGAGGAAAAAAUUCUGUAUUGGGGAUUCUCAUAUGGAAGUGUUCUGGGUGCAACUUUUGCUGCGUUGCAGCCCCACCGCAUUCAUCGCUUGGUGGUUGAUGGAGUUUGCGACUCAGAUGAUUACUAUGAUGGUAAUUGGCUCGCUAAUCUUCAGGAUGCAGACUCAGCACUGGAAAAGUUCUUCGAUUACUGCCAUGAAGCAGGUCCGAAGUCAUGUCCAUUUGCCUUGGACAGUUUACACACGACCAGAGAGCGCUUCUACGAUAUUCUCGCUGAUAUCUCAGUCAACCCCGUUGCAGUUCCUGGAUCAACGAAUAGAGGACCUGAAAUCGUCACAUAUAGCGAUGUUAGGGUGAUAAUUAUCAGGUCUCUGUACUCACCAAUGGCCAAUUUUCCAAUUUUGGCAGAACUCCUCACGGAUCACUCUCGUCGCAAUGGAUCUUCCUUUGCAGAUCUCAAAGCUCAGACCCGGAAGGCUCUUCAUGAUGAAGGAAAUUUUGAGGCACUGUCAGGUAUUCUAUGCACAGAUGCAAAAGACAUGCAUGGAAUUGCAAAGCAUGAGUAUAUGAAGUAUUGGCAAACCCUUCAAAAUCAAAGUCACGCACUCGGAGAUGAAUGGUCUGCCAUUCCAAUCCAGCUUACAUACUAUAGUGCCGUCAAAAUGUCUUCUGGCUUCUCCGGUGCCGGAGUACUACAGCAAAACUCCGUCGGUCACUGUUCAUUGGCUGCAUCCUCCGAAUGUACCACCAAGUUCGUUAGAAAUUAUUUCCAAACAGGGGAGCUUCCACCCCCGGGAACAAUCUGCGAGAUAGAUGCGCGGCCUUUUGGGCUUCCUGGUUAG